CGGGGAGUGCGGAGAGGCGGAGGAGGGAGGAGGGCGGCUGGGUGGCCGGGCAGCCAGCCUCGCCGUCAGUUUCGCGCCGCCGGCCCACGCCGCAGUGUGUUUUGUGGACGGCACCUUCCCAGACAGCCCAGUAGAGCCCAGCUCGGCGCCCGGCAGCCUUCGACGCGAUGUUCCGCCGGAGCUUUAAUCGUUUUUGUGCUGGAGAAGAGAAACGAGUUGGUACACGCACAGUAUUCGUUGGCCAUCGUCCAUUUCCAGAAACAGAAGCUUACAUUCCACAAAAAUUUUGUGAUAAUAGAAUAGUCUCAUCUAAGUAUACACUUUGGAAUUUCCUCCCAAAGAAUCUAUUUGAACAGUUUAGAAGAAUUGCAAAUUUUUAUUUUCUCAUCAUUUUCCUUGUACAGGUCACAGUAGACACACCAACUAGCCCAGUUACCAGUGGACUUCCACUUUUCUUUGUUAUAACUGUUACAGCCAUCAAACAGGGUUAUGAGGACUGGCUGAGACACAGAGCUGACAAUGAAGUCAACAAGAGCACUGUUUACAUUAUUGAAAAUGCAAAACGAGUGAGAAAAGAGAGUGAAAAAAUCAAGGUCGGGGAUGUAGUAGAAGUACAGGCAGAUGAAACCUUCCCCUGUGAUCUUAUUCUUCUAUCAUCCUGCACAAUUGAUGGAACCUGUUAUGUUACUACAGCCAGUCUUGAUGGGGAAUCCAAUUGCAAGACACAUUAUGCGGUACGUGACACCAUUGAACUGUGUACAGCCGAAUCCAUUGAUACCCUCAGAGCAGCAAUUGAAUGUGAACAGCCUCAGCCUGACCUCUACAAGUUUGCUGGCCGAAUCAAUAUCCGUAAUAAUAGUCUUGAGGCCGUUGCAAGGUCUUUGGGACCUGAAAAUCUCUUGUUGAAAGGAGCUACACUAAAAAAUACCAAGAAGAUAUAUGGAGUUGCUGUUUACACUGGAAUGGAAACCAAAAUGGCAUUGAAUUACCAAGGGAAAUCUCAGAAACGUUCUGCUGUUGAAAAAUCUAUUAAUGCCUUCUUGAUUGUUUAUUUAUUUAUCUUACUGACCAAAGCUGCAGUAUGCACUACUCUAAAGUAUGUUUGGCAAAGUACCCCAUAUAACGAUGAACCUUGGUAUAACCAAAAGACCCAGAAAGAGCGGGAGAGUUUGAAGGUUUUGAAAAUGUUCACCGACUUCCUGUCAUUUAUGGUUCUCUUCAACUUCAUCAUUCCUGUCUCCAUGUAUGUCACAGUGGAAAUGCAGAAAUUCUUGGGUUCCUUCUUCAUUUCAUGGGAUAAGGACUUUUAUGAUGAAGAAAUUAAUGAAGGAGCCCUGGUUAACACAUCGGACCUUAAUGAAGAACUUGGUCAGGUAGAUUAUGUAUUUACUGAUAAGACUGGAACACUCACAGAAAACAGCAUGGAAUUCAUUGAAUGCUGCAUAGAUGGGCAUAAAUAUAAAGGUGUAACUCAGGAGACUGAUGGACUCUCUCAAACUGAUGGACCCUUACCAUAUUUUGACAAAGCAGAUAAGAAUCGAGAAGAGCUCUUUCUGCGUGCCUUGUGUUUAUGCCAUACUGUAGAAAUUAAAACAAAUGAUGCUGUUGAUGGAGCUCCAGAAUCAGCUGAAUUAACCUACAUGUCUUCUUCACCAGAUGAAAUAGCUUUGGUCAAAGGAGCUAAAAAGUAUGGGUUCACAUUUGUAGGAAUUCGGAAUGGCUGUAUGAGAGUAGAGAACCAAAGAAAAGAAAUAGAAGAAUACGAACUUCUUCACACCUUAAACUUUGAUUCUGUGCGCCGUCGUAUGAGUGUAAUUGUGAAGACACAAUCAGGUAUGCAUUUUAAAAACUUGACUUUUUUUCCGUUUGUAGAUUUGUAUGUUGAUCAACUAUUUCAAGAAAGGGAAACGUUUCAUGUAGUAGAUGGGUAUCGGACACUUUGUGUAGCCUUCAAAGAAAUUGCACCAGAUGAUUAUGAAAGAAUUAACAGACAGCUCAUAGAGGCAAAAUUGGCCUUACAAGACAGAGAAGAAAAACUGGAAAAGGUUUUUGAUGAUGUUGAGACAAACAUGAAUUUAAUUGGAGCCACUGCAGUGGAAGACAAGCUACAGGAUCAGGCCGCUGAGACCAUUGAAGCUCUGCACGCAGCAGGCCUGAAAGUCUGGGUGCUUACUGGGGACAAGAUGGAGACGGCCAAGUCCACCUGCUAUGCCUGCCGCCUUUUCCAGACCAGCACCGAGCUCUUGGAACUGACCACCAAAACUAUCGAAGAAAGUGAAAGGAAAGAGGAUCGAUUACAUGAAUUAUUGACUGAAUAUCGUAAGAAGUUGCUGCGUGAAUUUCCAAAAAGUACUAGAAGCCUUAAAAAAGCAUGGACAGAACAUCAGGAAUAUGGAUUAAUCAUUGAUGGCUCCACAUUGUCACUCAUAUUAAAUUCUAGUCAAGACUCUAGUUCUAACAAUUACAAAAGCAUUUUCGUACAGAUUUGUAUGAAGUGCACUGCAGUGCUCUGCUGUCGGAUGGCACCGUUACAGAAAGCCCAGAUUGUGAGAAUGGUGAAGAAUUUAAAAGGCAGCCCAAUAACACUGUCGAUAGGUGAUGGUGCCAAUGAUGUUAGUAUGAUCUUGGAAUCCCAUGUGGGAAUAGGUAUUAAAGGCAAAGAAGGCCGCCAAGCAGCCAGGAAUAGCGAUUAUUCUGUUCCAAAGUUUAAACAUUUAAAGAAACUGCUGUUGGCUCACGGACAUCUAUAUUAUGUGAGAAUAGCACACCUUGUACAGUAUUUCUUCUAUAAGAACCUUUGUUUCAUUUUGCCACAGUUUCUGUACCAGUUCUUCUGUGGAUUCUCACAACAGCCACUGUAUGAUGCCGCUUACCUUACAAUGUACAAUAUCUGCUUCACAUCCUUGCCCAUCCUGGCCUACAGUCUACUGGAACAGCACAUCAACAUUGACACGCUGACCACAGAUCCCCGACUAUAUAUGAAGAUUUCUGGCAAUGCCAUGCUGCAGUUGGGCCCCUUCUUAUAUUGGACAUUUCUGGCUGCGUUUGAAGGAACAGUAUUCUUCUUUGGGACUUACUUUCUUUUUCAGACUUCAUCCCUGGAAGAAAAUGCAAAGGUAUAUGGAAACUGGACUUUUGGAACCAUUGUUUUUACAGUCUUAGUAUUCACUGUAACUCUGAAGCUCGCCUUGGAUACUCGGUUCUGGACGUGGAUAAACCACUUUGUGAUCUGGGGUUCUUUAGCCUUUUAUGUAUUUUUCUCAUUCUUCUGGGGAGGAAUUAUAUGGCCUUUUCUCAAACAACAGAGAAUGUAUUUCGUAUUUGCUCAAAUGCUGUCUUCUGUAUCCACCUGGUUGGCCAUCUUUCUUCUAAUAUUUAUCAGCCUUUUCCCUGAGAUUCUCCUGAUAGUAUUAAAGAAUGUAAGAAGAAGAAGUGCCAGGAAUCCGAAUCUUGAACUGCCUAUGUUAUUGUCCUACAAGCAUAUUGACAGUGGUUACAGCUAAAAAAAGAAAGCAUGAAGAAGCAACUACAAAAAGUUAUCAUCUCAGGAUACUCGAUAUGCAACAAACUAAACCACUAUCUUAUGUCUAAGGUUCAGAAUAAAUGUCCAUUAAAAUACCAAAUGACUCUCUUAAGCAUUUACAGUUAUUGUAAGUAGCUGUUAAUGGCCAAAGCUCUAAGUUAUGAAUUAUAUGAAAGUUUGAAGCAAGAAUAUUUAGAAUUUCUGGCUUUAGAUAGAAUAAAAACUACCAAAUGGGUGCUCUUUUAACCCAUGAAUUCUGUGAAUGGAUUUAAAUAUAAUAGUAUAAAGUAGAAGCCAUGCAAUGGGAAUGAAUAGAUUUUGCUAAUAUUACCUUGUUUUGCCUGGCAGAAGAAAUAGGCUGUUUGGAUCACAUUUCUUGUUCCUGCUGAAUGAUAAUCUUAAAUUAUUUUUUUUCUAAACAUAUGAAAGGAAUACUUGAAAAUGUAAGGGGACUAAAUCAAUAUAUCAGAUAAAAGAAUUAAUCCUUUCUGUUCACCCACGUGCUAAUUUUGUCUUGGUAGAAUAUCCCUGCCAAAAAAUACCUUGAACACUUAGGUGGAAAGAAUGUUAACCUUGGGUAUUUUUGUAAAAAUCAAAGGAAGUUAUUUAUUUUAUUUCUGUUCUUCUCAGCUACACUUAAUGGGUAUAAAGGUACUAGAUAUGAAAAUAAAGCAUUUACAUUCCCUUAGUAGCCCCUCAAAAUAGUUAAGAUAGAACAGAUUUUUCCAGUAUUAGUUUUACUGGAAUCUGAGGCAAGGUGGGGAAAACCAUAGUUACCCAAAAAUAAAGGUCAUUGUGGACAUCAGUUUUAAAUUUUUUUGUGGAGAAAAAGGAAGAAUAGCUUAUUUCAAACUGUUAAUGGUUUUUAUUUGAAGGAGGUUGUAUCUGUGCAGAUAUGCAGCACUUUUUUUUUUUUUUUUAACUGGCCGGUUUGGGAAGGAGGAGGGGUUCAGCCUGCAGAGUGCGACUCUGAACAUGAAUGUCUCUCUUAGCCAACUUGGCUAGGGAUGUGGUCCAACUCUUAAACCAUGAGAUUCACCUCAGUAAAGCCCUCGACUUACCGGACUAGAGAGAGGUUUUAGCCUCCUAAGGCAUUCACUUUAAACAUAAAAAUAAAUGUGACAUGUCUUUAUUAAAUGUUAAAAUGAACACACUUUUUUUUAUAUAUAUAAAUGACUACAUUUGACUACUAGAUCAAAAUGGUCUUGUAAAAGGUGUUUUCAUACCACUUUCCAUCUUUGGUUGUCUUUCUGGCAUGCCUGUACGAUUAUUAGCGUUUAUAUUAUACCUUGAUUUGGGAAAGUAUUAGAUUCAAUUAAUUACCAAUGUAUUUAUAGAGUCCAUAUGGCACAUUUGAUUCCUCCAUCCAUCUUUUGUGUUAGUGUUUAGGUGUAAUUUUUCUUAAAUUCUAGAAAGGACAUAAUUUCAGUUAUCAGAAACCAUUCCAUCAUUACUGACGCUUUUUCAUUAUUUCAUUUGUUCUCAUCUAUCAGUAUUAUUUUUGAGUAUUUUGUUAGGUGUCACCACACCUUCCUAAGUGUGCUGUGUUCUAGUCGCCCGUAUUUGAGGUAGUCUGCUGAAAACCAAGUCGAUGUAUUCUUUACCUAUUCCAAAGAGCUAAAAAACCAGACCCCAGGAAAGCUUUUGAUGUUUUGUUGUUGUUGUUCUUGUUUUUGUGGUUGUUGCCAUAUUGUUAUUGUUGUUUUAUGUAAGAAUUAUAGGGACUGUGAAUACAAAUGAGAGCCCACUGUUAACUCAAAAGGCGUGUUUCAUGCAGACCAUUGGAAAUUUGACAUAAUCAGAAUACCCAGGGCAGCGCAAGUAUGACUGGUGGCGUGUAAAAUUCCUUGCAGCCUGGAAGAAAGAGUAGGAGGAUUUAGAGUCGUAUCUUAGCUACACAUGGUACUGCAGCUCAAAUUCACAAUGGCAAUGAUGUGUAAUAUCAUGGCCCAGAUCCUUGAGGGGGACUUGACAACUUUUUGAAAGAUAUUAAUUAAUGAGCUGAAAAAAAUGGUUAGCAUGGGGUUAGCAGAUCGAAUAACUUGAAGUAAGCCAUCCAGUAUUCCUAGCACUACAAUCUAACCACCUUAUUUUGUGAUAGAAAAAGGGGGGAAAUGUAAUAAUAGGAUUAUAUAUCCAUCAUCUGAAUAAUUUUGAACGACAGAAUGUUCUUGUAAUUUUCAUAACUGUUGUCCAUUGUUUGAGGAUGUUACCUACUAAACUGAAAACAUAAAUUCCAUAUCUACCACAUUUACACCAGCAACAGUAUAAAAUGUAAGCCUAAAUUUGCAAAAUUCAUAAUAAUUUAGUGAUGGAAUUUUUUAAUAACAUGCAGUAUAUAAAUGCAGGUUUUAUGCAAGUGUUGACAAAAUCAUUUUCAGCUUGCAAAACGGGACUGCAAAUGACAUUUUUCACUUCAGCAAUUUUUUACAUCUACGUUGUUGCUUUCUAUAAUGAAUGUGAAUGCCAUCUUUUAUGAAUGCAACUUGCCUUUUUCAUUACAGAGAUUUUUGUUUGAUGUAAUCAAUAAACUUUGGUAUGAUAUGAUUG
This is a messenger RNA of Vicugna pacos (alpaca), 6073 nucleotides long. The record is from RefSeq and is a predicted model, not a curated record. Lineage: Eukaryota; Metazoa; Chordata; Mammalia; Artiodactyla; Camelidae.